This is a messenger RNA of Rhododendron vialii, 5960 nucleotides long. RefSeq names its product brefeldin A-inhibited guanine nucleotide-exchange protein 2. Gene Ontology annotation, biological process: regulation of ARF protein signal transduction. Gene Ontology annotation, molecular function: guanyl-nucleotide exchange factor activity. The coding region runs from base 276 to 5612 and encodes 1778 amino acids. The transcript has 11 exons. NCBI's taxonomy places the organism in Eukaryota, Viridiplantae, Streptophyta, Magnoliopsida, Ericales, Ericaceae. Gene Ontology annotation, cellular component: trans-Golgi network. The record is from RefSeq and is a predicted model, not a curated record.
UCAAUUGGCAGAGUACAAAGAAAAAAAAAAAGAAAAAAAAGAAGAAGAUCCAGAGCUUCAAUUUCCUCCCCAUCUCUCUCUCUCUCUCCGCUCCCCACUCUUCACUCUCUCUCCCUCCCCUCUCAACGACCUUCACACUACGCCGCGAUCACGAAACAACCACCAACCGCCGCCGCCAGCUAACCACCUGGCUAAGACCAAAACACCCGUCAACACCACCACUAUUCCCUCUCCAGAUCUGAACCACCCCACCCCACCCCACUCCCGCCCUGGGAAUGGCUUCUUCGGAAGCCGAUUCCCGCCUCAACCAAGUCCUCAUCCCCGCCCUAGAAAAAAUCAUCAAAAACGGCUCCUGGCGCAAGCACUCCAAGCUCGUCCACGAGUCCAAAUCCGUCCUCGAACGCCUCACCUCCUCACCGGAAAAACCCCCCACCCCCACCUCCCCCCAAUCAGAUCCCGACACCUCCCCCGGCGUCCUCCACGACGGCGGCCCCUCCGAACCCUCCCUCGCCGAAUCCGAGCUCAUCCUCUCCCCCAUCAUCCACGCCUGCUCCUCGGGUAACCUCAAAAUCGCCGAUCCCGCCCUCGACUGCAUCCAGAAACUCAUCUCCCACGGCUACCUCCGCGGCGCCUCCGACGAGGCUGACAUCCUCUCCAAGCUCGUCGAAUCCGUCUGCAAAUGCAGCGAACUCGCCGACGAGGCCAUCGAGUUGUUAGUGCUCAAGACUUUACUAUCAGCCGUCACCUCCGUUAGUUUACGGAUUCAUGGCGAUUGUUUGUUGCAAAUCGUUAGGACUUGUUACGAUGUGUAUCUAGGGAGCAAGAACGUGGUGAACCAGACCACGGCGAAGGCCUCGCUGAUACAGAUGCUGGUGAUUGUGUUCAGGCGGAUGGAGGCGGACUCGUCUACGGUGCCGGUGCAGCCUAUCGUGGUGGCGGAGCUGAUGGAGCCGAUGGAGAAAGGGGAGGAUAACAGUAACAUGACGAUGUUCGUUCAAGGGUUUAUAACUAGGAUUAUGCAGGACAUUGACGGGGUUUUGAAUCCGGUGGGGACGCCGCGUGGUGGGGCGGGGGUGCAUGUGCAUGACGGGGCGUUUGAGAGUAGGGUCACCGUGGAGUCAACGAAUCCAGCGGAUUUGUUGGAUUCGACGGAUAAGGACAUGUUGGAUGCCAAGUAUUGGGAGAUUAGCAUGUAUAAGACGGCGUUGGAGGGUAGGAAGGGGGAGUUGGCGGAUGGGGAGACGGAGAGGGAUGACGAUUUGGACGUGCAGAUUGGGAAUAAGUUGAGGAGGGACGCGUUUUUGGUGUUCAGAGCGCUGUGUAAGUUGUCGAUGAAGACACCUCCUAAGGAGGCUUUGGCAGAUCCGCAGUUGAUGAGGGGGAAGAUUGUGGCGUUGGAGUUGCUUAAGAUCUUGUUGGAGAAUGCUGGUGCUGUUUUCAGGACUAGUGAAAGAUUUUUAGGUGCCAUUAAGCAAUACUUGUGUCUGUCGCUGCUGAAGAACAGUGCUUCAACACUUAUGAUUGUUUUCCAGCUUUCUUGCUCUAUUUUCAUUAGUCUGGUAUCAAGAUUUAGAGCCGGAUUGAAGGCGGAGAUUGGAGUAUUUUUCCCUAUGAUCGUUCUCAGAGUUUUAGAAAAUGUUGCUCAACCUAAUUUCCAGCAGAAGAUGAUAGUGCUUCGGUUUCUUGAGAAGCUCUGUUUUGAUUCACAGAUUUUGGUUGACAUAUUCCUUAACUACGACUGUGAUGUCAAUUCGUCAAAUAUAUUUGAGAGAAUGGUCAAUGGACUUCUUAAAACUGCUCAAGGGGUCCCUCCUGGCACUGCCACUACACUGUUGCCACCUCAGGAAGCAACCAUGAAACUUGAAGCAAUGAAGUGUUUAGGGUCUAUUUUGAAAUCUAUGGGAGACUGGAUGAAUAAACAAUUGCGCAUUCCAGAUUCUCAUUCUCUAAAGAAUAUUGAAGGAUCUGAGAACAGCAGCUCCGAGCUUGGGAGUCUUCCCAUGGUGAAUGGGAGUGUAGAUGAGCCUGUUGAAACAUCAGAUUCUCAUUCUGAAGCCUCCAGUGAAGUUUCUGAUGUUUCAGCAAUCGAGCAGCGCCGAGCAUACAAGCUUGAACUUCAGGAAGGUAUCUCUCUCUUUAAUCGAAAACCUAAAAGAGGUAUUGAUUUUCUGAUAAAUGCAAAUAAAGUGGGUAACUCACCAGAAGAGAUAGCAGCUUUCCUAAAAAAUGCAUCUGGGUUGAACAAGUCUUUGAUUGGUGAUUAUUUGGGGGAAAGGGAAGAUCUCUCUCUCAAAGUGAUGCAUGCAUAUGUGGAUUCCUUUGAUUUUCAAGGUAUGGAGUUCGAUGAGGCAAUUAGAGCCUUUCUACUGGGUUUUAGAUUGCCGGGUGAGGCACAGAAGAUUGACCGUAUCAUGGAAAAGUUUGCUGAGCGGUACUGCAAAUGUAAUCCAAAGGCAUUCACCAGUGCUGACACAGCGUAUGUCCUUGCUUAUUCAGUCAUAUUGCUCAACACUGAUGCUCAUAAUCCGAUGGUCAAGAACAAGAUGUCAGCUGAUGGUUUUAUUAGAAACAAUCGUGGCAUAGACGAUGGUAAAGAUUUACCUGAGGAGUACUUGAGAUCAUUGUUCGAGCGAAUAUCAAGAAGUGAGAUUAAAAUGAAAGACGAUGGUUUUGCUCCUCAACAAAAGCAGUCUACAAAUUCGAACAGAAUUUUGGGAUUAGAUAAUAUAUUGAAUAUUGUGAUCCGUAAACGGUGGGAAGACAAGGAUAUGGAGACCAGUGAUGAUCUCAUGAGACACAUGCAAGAACAAUUUAAAGAAAAAGCUCGCAAAUCAGAGUCUGUAUAUUAUGCAGCGACAGAUGUUGUCAUCCUUAGAUUCAUGAUUGAGGCAUGCUGGGCUCCUAUGUUGGCUGCUUUUAGUGUUCCUCUUGACCAAAGUGACGAUGAAGUAAUAAUAUCCCAAUGUUUGGAAGGCUUCCGAUAUGCAAUCCAUGUUACUGCAGUGAUGUCCAUGAAGACUCAUAGAGAUGCUUUUGUAACCUCGCUCGCAAAGUUUACUUCCCUCCACUCGCCUGCGGACAUCAAACAGAAAAAUAUAGAUGCCAUCAAGGCACUAGUUGCAAUUGCAGAUGAAGAUGGGAACUACUUACAGGAAGCUUGGGAACACAUAUUGACGUGUGUAUCACGUUUUGAGCAUUUGCAUCUCUUGGGAGAAGGUGCUCCUCUAGAUGCAACUUUCUUUGCUAUUCCUCAGAAUGAUUUGGAAAAAUCAAAACAAUCCAAGUCAAAUAUCCUUCCUGUUCUAAAGAAGAAGGGGCCUGGGAGGAUUCAACUGGCAGCUGGAUCUGGGAAAAGGGGUUCAUAUGACAGUGCUGGCAUUGGCGGCAAUGCUUCUGGAGGAAUUACAUCUGAUCAGAUGAACAAUCUAGUGUCGAACUUAAAUAUGUUGGAACAAGUUGGUGAGAUGAAUCGCAUAUUUGCACGGAGUCAAAAUUUAAAUAGUGAGGCAAUUGUUGACUUUGUCAAGGCUCUUUGCAAGGUCUCUAUGGAAGAAUUGCGAUCUACAUCUGAUCCACGUGUUUUCAGCCUUACGAAGAUAGUUGAGAUUGCGCACUACAACAUGAACCGCAUCCGACUUGUGUGGUCGAGCAUCUGGCAUGUACUCUCUGACUUCUUUGUAACCAUUGGCUGUUCUGAAAACCUUUCAAUUGCAAUUUUCGCCAUGGAUUCGUUGCGCCAGUUAUCAAUGAAAUUUCUGGAGCGGGAAGAGUUGGCUAAUUACAAUUUUCAGAAUGAGUUUAUGAAGCCUUUUGUAAUUGUUAUGCGGAAAAGUAGCGCUGUGGAAAUUAGAGAAUUAAUCAUCAGAUGCGUUUCUCAGAUGGUUUUAUCUCGUGUAAAUAAUGUCAAAUCAGGGUGGAAGAGCAUGUUUAUGGUCUUCACAACAGCAGCUUAUGACGAUCACAAAAACAUUGUGCUGCUGUCCUUCGAAAUAAUUGAGAAGAUUGUGCGCGACUACUUCCCAUACAUCACGGAGACUGAAACCACCACUUUUACAGAUUGUGUGAAUUGCUUGAUUGCAUUCACGAAUAGUAGGUUCAACAAAGACAUUAGUCUCAAUGCUAUUGCUUUCCUUAGAUUCUGUGCGGCAAAACUUGCUGAAGGAGAUCUAGGGUCCUCAUCAAGGAAUAAGGAGCAGGAAGGUUCUGGAAAGAUUUCUCCAUCUUCACCUCAAAAUGGUAAAGAUAGAAAACAUGAUAACGGAGACUUGCCAGACAAGGAAGACCAUCUGUAUUUUUGGUUCCCUUUAUUAGCUGGAUUGUCAGAACUUAGCUUUGACCCAAGGCCUGAAAUCAGAAAGAGUGCCUUACAAGUACUCUUUGAUACUUUGCGCAACCAUGGUCAUCAUUUCUCUUUACCGCUGUGGGAAAGAGUGUUUGACUCGGUCCUAUUUCCUAUCUUUGACUAUGUGCGGCAUACUAUUGAUCCAUCUGGUGGAGACUCGCUUAGUCAGGGGACAGAUAGUAAUUUGGAUGAGCUUGACCAAGAUGCGUGGCUCUAUGAGACAUGCACGUUGGCCCUCCAACUAGUUGUAGAUCUUUUUGUUAACUUCUAUGGCACUGUCAAUCCACUUUUGAGGAAAGUGUUGAUGCUAUUGGUAAGUUUUAUCAAACGUCCUCACCAAAGCCUUGCUGGUAUUGGGAUUGCAGCAUUUCAUCGUUUGAUGAGCAAUGCUGGGGAUUUUUUUUCUGAUGACAAGUGGUUAGAAGUGGUUUCAUCUCUGAAAGAUGCAGUCAAUGCUACACUUCCCGAUUUAUCCUUCAUUGUUGAUGGAGAUGCUAAGGUUUGGAGCAAUGAAGAAGCUUUCUCUCGACAGAAUAAUGAAGACACUAAUGGGUCUCGUACCCCUGAUGAUGAUUCAGAGAACUUUCAGAGACACCGUCUUCAUGCUGCUAUUUCUGAUGCCAAGUGCCGAGCUGCUGUCCAACUUUUACUGAUUCAGGCCGUGAUGGAGAUCUACAGCAUGUACAGACCUCAGCUUUCAGCCAAAAAUACCAUAGUCCUAUACGACGCUGUGCGUGCUGCAGGGUUCCACGCUCACAAGAUAAACAGCGACCUUACAUUACGUUCAAAGCUACAGGAGCUGGGAUCCAUCACCCAAAUGCAAGAUCCCCCACUGUUACGGCUUGAGAAUGAGUCUUACCAAAUUUGCCUCACAUUUUUACAGAACCUAAUUCUGGAUAGGCCUGAGAGUUAUGAUGAGGAAGAAGUGGAAUCUCUCCUGGUUGACCUUUGUCAAGAAGUCCUCCAAUUCUAUAUAGAAAUUGCGCGUUCUGGACAGGUGUCCCAGUCAUCUGUUGGUGGGGGCCCCCAGUGGUUGAUUCCUUUAGGUUCUGGUAAGCGGAGAGAAUUGGCUGCACGGGCCCCUCUUAUUGUUACGACUCUGCAAGCUAUUUGCAGUUUAGGAGAUUCUUCAUUUGUGAAAAACUUGGCUCACUUCUUUCCCCUACUCUCAAGCUUGAUAUGCUGUGAGCACGGGUCGAAUGAUGUUCAAAUAGCCCUUAGCGAAAUGCUGAGCUCGUCAGUGGGUCCCGUUUUGCUACGAUCGUGUUGAUCUCACAUACGGUUUGACCUCACGUUUUGAGAUGUAUGAUAGUUUUAUUCAAUACUUGCAUUUUUCUUCUUCUGUAAUGGUUCUCACUUCUUACUGGAAAAUAACAGUUUCAUAGCGUCCAAAGAGUUAGCGUUGGUUUUUGACUACCAAGUGCUUCUGUACCGUCAAGUUUAUUCAGGGGACUUUAGUUUUCUUCUUUAGACUUUAGAAUGCACAGAGUUGGUAGCAGGUGUUCCAAUGUUGUAUGUUGUUUUACGUGUUUUUGCCCCCGGCUGCUUUAGCAGCAAUAAUUUAUGUAAAAAAAUAUCUUAUAUAUCCAGCGUAAAGUAAUUGAGGUUUUCUUUGAAA